This is a messenger RNA of Thermothelomyces thermophilus ATCC 42464, 1225 nucleotides long. RefSeq lists its product as uncharacterized. The transcript has 4 exons. The coding region runs from base 345 to 1118 and encodes 257 amino acids. Gene Ontology annotation, biological process: DNA-templated transcription initiation. Gene Ontology annotation, molecular function: RNA polymerase II general transcription initiation factor activity; DNA binding. NCBI's taxonomy places the organism in Eukaryota, Fungi, Ascomycota, Sordariomycetes, Sordariales, Chaetomiaceae. The record is from RefSeq and is a predicted model, not a curated record.
UGCCCUCCCUCCACCUUUCGUCCGAUCUUUGUGGCACAUCACCAUAAAUCGCGACCUCCGAGAACAUUUUCACCCCCCACCACCCAGGGCAAUCAGUGUUGUCACGACAGGCGCUUGGACCCUCAACGCCUAGGUUGACCGGAUUGGUCUCGCUCGUUGCUUUCUCAUCUCGAUUAGUUUCAUCGAGAUUCUGGAAUCUUCCCAUCUACCACUCUUUGACAUCUUUGCGCUGUUACGUGUUGCCGCUUCAUCUCCGAAUCCUUCAUCUAACCAUUCUCUCCCCGUAGAUCUGUUCGCGCAAGCAAACUCCUCGAUCGAGUCGCUUUGGUUUCGCAUCGCACAAGAUGGAGGCCAUUCAUACUCAUCCUUCGAACGCCGCGCAGGCCAAGGCCUUCACCGCGCCUGGAUCGCUCUCGUUCCCCGGCGGCGCAAACGAGUUCGCGAACCCCGCGCCUCAGCCCAACGGAGGAAUGACGACCAACGGCGCUCAGCAGCAGGGCGUCCAAGCCACAAACGGUACUGGGGUGACUCCCGCGACCCCCGCUGCGACGCCCGGAGCUGGUCCUGCGGGUCCGAGUGGCAUCACUCCCACGCUCCAAAACAUCGUCGCGACGGUAAACUUGGACUGCCGUCUAGACCUGAAGACGAUCGCACUGCACGCCCGCAAUGCGGAGUACAACCCCAAGCGUUUCGCUGCUGUCAUCAUGCGCAUCCGCGAGCCCAAGACCACGGCGCUCAUUUUUGCCAGCGGCAAAAUGGUCGUCACGGGUGCCAAGUCGGAGGAUGACUCGAAGCUUGCGUCGCGCAAGUAUGCUCGCAUCAUCCAGAAACUAGGCUUCAAUGCCAAGUUUACCGAUUUCAAGAUCCAGAAUAUCGUCGGCUCCUGCGACAUCAAGUUCCCGAUUCGCCUUGAGGGUCUUGCGUCGAAACAUCAUAACUUCAGCUCCUAUGAGCCCGAGUUGUUCCCGGGCCUCAUUUACCGCAUGAUCAAGCCCAAGAUCGUGCUUCUGAUUUUCGUGAGUGGCAAGAUUGUUCUCACCGGCGCGAAAGUGCGCGAGGAGAUCUACCAGGCUUUCGAGAUGAUUUACCCUGUACUUCAAGACUUCCGCAAGGUCUAGACCUGCGCAACCUUGGCCAGCACGCGGAAGUCACUUGCGCAAAACAUUAUUGCGCUAUUUCGCUGCAGCGAAAAUCACCCACAAACUUGUCAACGACUUGUAACACU